Silurus meridionalis is the source of this 4000-nucleotide messenger RNA. It is a transcript of the gene rag1, whose product is annotated as recombination activating 1. The record is from RefSeq and is a predicted model, not a curated record. Lineage: Eukaryota; Metazoa; Chordata; Actinopteri; Siluriformes; Siluridae. Gene Ontology annotation, biological process: V(D)J recombination; pre-B cell allelic exclusion; adaptive immune response. Gene Ontology annotation, molecular function: ubiquitin protein ligase activity; sequence-specific DNA binding; metal ion binding. Gene Ontology annotation, cellular component: endodeoxyribonuclease complex; nucleus; DNA recombinase complex.
GAGUGAGUCUGUCCAGCUGUUUGCGUGUCUGCCUGUUUUUGUGAGCCAACGUGUGUUAGUGAGAGCUUUAAAGGAUACUGACAGUUAAAGAGACACAGGACGCAGACAAAGUCUUUUUAAAGGGGCCAGAUUUAAUGCCAAUAUGUGGCCACAGGAUUACUAUGAUUCUGAGACUUUGCUGACACUAUGGAUACCAUGGAGACAGAGCUGUAUGUUCCACCAGAUUCGCCAAGAGCCUCCAUGCCAGAUGAGUUGUGUCAUCCUUAUUCCAACUUCUCCAACUGGAAGUUUAAGCUCUUUCGAGUCCGUUCUUUGGAGAAGGCCCCUCUGCCUAAUGAACCUCCUCUGGAGAAGGAGGCUGAGCUAAAGGUUAGUGAACAGGCGGAUGGCCUGACUGUUCCUAGCAGCAUUAUGAAGCUCUGUCUUGGGGGCAAAAAUAAGGAGAAUGUGGAGGGUGCUGGCAGACAAGUGGAUCUCAAGCUUCAGGAGAUUGACACGCAUAUGGAUCAUCUCAGGGCCUUAUGCCGCUUAUGUGGCAUACUUCUGAGAAAAUCUAAAGGCCCAGAGCAUGAAGUCCAGGGAGACCUGGAUGAUCACAAUAAAUAUGCUUUGCGGAGGAUGGGUUGCAAAGCUUCCAAAUGGCCUGAUGUCAUUCUAAAGGUAUUUAAGGUAGAUGUAAGUGGAGACAUGGAAUCUAUCCACCCGCCAAUGUUCUGCCAUCGUUGCUGGAAUGUAGCUAUGAGAGGAGGGGGAAUAUGCAGCUUCUCCAGGAUCAGGGUCCCUAUAUGGAAGCCCCACAACUCACAGUGCCCUCACUGCUACCCCAAGAGGCACAUACUUCAGCGAAGAGGAAGGAAGAAGAAACCACUACAGAGCAUUCCCAAAAGAACAAAGAAAGAUACCUCUACAGGGGGCAAUAGAGUGUGGAGGCAGACCACAGACAACCCACCAUCAAUGUGCUUGAGAGCAUGGGUAAAGCCAGCUGCUCAGAGGAGCCUUUGGGUAAAGAAUAUAACUCACUGCCAGAAAGACCACCUAACGUCCAACUUACUUCCAGGUGAAUUCCCAAAAGACUUUGUGAAUGCUCUUGUGUGCCAAGUGUGUGAUCACCUCUUGUCUGACCCGGUCCAGUCCCCAUGUCAGCACCUCUUCUGCCGCACCUGCAUCCAAAAGUACAGUCACAUCUUAGGUCCCCAGUGUCCAGCCUGUGGCCUCCAAUUUAAACCAUGUGACCUAAAUAGUCCUGCUGAAGCUUUUCUGUCUAUUCUCCACUCUCUUCCUCUGCUCUGCCCAAGAGAAGGUUGUGGCGAGUUGGUCAGAUUAGACUCCUUUGCAGACCACUGUUUAAGUCACUGUUUUGAGAAAGAUGGCAGGAAGGAAGAGAAUAUUCCUGAGCAGAACAUGGAUGGCUACUUACCUGUCAACAAAGGUGGUCGUCCUCGCCAGCACCUGCUCUCACUCACACGAAGGGCGCAGAAGCACAGGCUGAGAGAGCUGAAGAAUCAGGUGAAGAUGUUUGCUGAUAAGGAGGAGGGUGGAGAUGUGAAGUCUGUGUGUUUGACACUGUUCCUGCUGGCACUGAGGGCAGGAAAUGAACACAAACAGGCUGAUGAGCUGGAAGCCAUGAUGCAAGGCAGGGGUCUUGGCUUGCACCCAGCUGUGUGUUUGGCAAUACGAGUCAAUACCUUUCUCAGCUGUAGUCAGUACCACAAGAUGUACCGCACUGUCAAAGCUACUAGUGGACGGCAGAUCUUCCAGCCUUUGCAUGCUCUCCGUAAUGCUGAAAAGGAGCUUCUUCCUGGCUUUCAUCAAUUUGAGUGGCAACCAGCUCUGAAAAACGUUUCCAACUCUUGUAAUAUUGGGAUCAUUGAUGGGCUUUCUGGAUGGACUGCCUCUGUAGAGGAUGUUCCCGCAGACACAAUUUCUAGAAGAUUCCGCUAUGAUGUCGCAUUAGUAUCAGCUUUAAAAGACUUAGAAGAAGACAUUAUGGAGGGACUUAGAGAAAGAGGAUUGGAUGACAGCACCUGCACCUCAGGUUUUACUGUAGUGAUUAAGGAGUCAUGUGAUGGCAUGGGAGAUGUCAGUGAGAAGCAUGGAGGAGGGCCAGCAAUCCCAGAAAAGGCAGUGAGAUUUUCUAUUACAGUGAUGUCUAUCACUAUUCAACCGGAAGGUGAAGAAGAAGCAGUCACUAUUUUCCAGGAGCAAAAGCCUAACUCAGAGCUUUCCUGCAGACCGCUGUGCCUCAUGUUUGUGGAUGAAUCUGAUCAUGAGAUGCUGACAGCCAUCUUGGGUCCUGUGGUGGCAGAGCGUAAAGCUAUGAAGGAGAGUCGCCUCAUUCUCACUGUAGGUGGGCUCCAACGUUCCUUCCGCUUUUAUUUUAGGAGCACAGGCUAUGAUGAAAAGAUGGUAAGAGAAAUGGAGGGUUUGGAGGCUUCGGGCUCGACUUACAUCUGCACCCUGUGUGACUCCACACGAGCUGAAGCCUCUCAGAACAUGGUGCUUCACUCCAUCACUAGAAGCCAUGAUGAAAACCUUGAACGUUAUGAGAUAUGGAGAACUAAUCCUUUUUCUGAGUCUGCAGAGGAGCUGCGGGAUCGAGUAAAAGGGGUCUCAGCCAAACCUUUCAUUGAAACACAACCCACGUUAGAUGCCUUGCACUGUGACAUAGGUAAUGCCACAGAAUUCUACAAGAUUUUCCAGGAUGAGAUUGCUGAAGUGUACUUAAAAAACAACCCAUCUCGAGAAGAGCGGCGACGCUGGAGAUCGGCCCUUGACAAGCAGCUGAGGAAGAAACUGAAGUUGAAACCAGUGAUGAGAAUGAAUGGGAACUAUGCCCGGCGACUUAUGACCCGUGAAUCUGUGGAAGUGGUGUGUGAGUUGGUUCCUUCAGAAGAGCGCCGUGAGGCGCUGAAAGAACUAAUGGAGCUAUACCUCCAGAUGAAACCUGUUUGGCGUUCUACUUGUCCAGCUAGAGAUUGUCCCGAUCAGCUUUGCCGCUACAGCUUCAACUCCCAACGUUUUGCAGAGCUCCUUUCCACAACAUUUAAAUAUCGCUAUGAUGGCAAAAUUACUAACUACCUCCAUAAGACUCUAGCCCAUGUACCUGAAAUUGUUGAGAGAGAUGGCUCAAUUGGUGCAUGGGCCAGCGAAGGGAAUGAAUCAGGGAACAAACUUUUCAGACGCUUCCGUAAAAUGAAUGCCAGGCAAUCCAAGUCAUUUGAGUUAGAAGACAUAUUAAAACACCACUGGUUGUACACUUCGAAGUAUCUGCAGAAGUUCAUGGAGGCUCACAAGAACUCAGUAAAAGCACUGCAAGCCACCAUAAACCCAGAGGAAUGCCCAGAUGACACUGAUUUAUCUCUUGACAUAACAGACUUUUAAAAAUGGUUUAAAUUGAGUAAAUUUACUUGAAUAUACUUGGACAUUUGUUUGAAAUAACUUUUUUUUAGCAUGCUAAAUUAGUUUAUGGUUAACCAUUUUUAUAUUUUUGAUAUCUGUCUGCAACUUUAACUUUAUGACAGAUGAAAUUGCGAGGGAAUGGCUAUACGAUUUUCUCUUAGGCUUUUUCUCCUUUUUGCCUGCUGGUGAAAUAUGGGAGAGUUUAUUGUAGGUUUAAUUGAUAACAGAGUGGAGUUAGCAUGUUAGCCAGCUUAGCUACAUAACAAACCGACAAGAAAGCCUCCUGUUUUUGUUGGAGUAAAUACAGUCUACCGGCGACGCUAGUCUAACUAGACUUUUGUCUAACUUUAAUAGGAUUUAUAAAAUAUAUAUUAUCCAAAUAGUUCGAGAAAUGUGUCUAAAUGUAAGCUAUUGGUCACAUUUCCUACAAACGUCCAAUAAUACAUUUGAAUCUAUGCGCUGAGGCUGGAAUUUACUACAGGUCAUGUGUUCCUACCUCUGACUGUAAUCCUCAAGAUCUUUGGGAGAAAGAAAUGAGACAAAUGGAAAUGAAAUCUCCACAAUAUGCCUGUAGCAGUAGUUCGUAAAGUAUGCAGUGUAU